AUGGCUCCCUCUCACCGCCGUGGACCUUGGGUCCCCGAGGAAGACCAACUACUUCUCCAGCUGGUGCGCGAACAAGGUCCUAACAACUGGGUUCGCAUUUCUCAACACAUGCACUACCGUUCACCAAAGCAAUGUCGGGAACGUUUCCACCAGAACCUCAAGCCAUCCUUGAACCGGGAGCCAAUUUCCGCAGAUGAGGGGCUUUUGAUUGAGCGCUUGGUCGACGAAAUGGGGAAGCGCUGGGCAGAGAUCGCCCGCCGCUUGGGCAACCGCAGCGACAAUGCAGUUAAGAAUUGGUGGAAUGGCAGCAUGAACCGAAAGCGCCGCGGUCUUUCGACACCUACAGCCUCUCGCACUUAUAACACAGGCCGUGUGGAAGCGCCUUAUGUCCGCGCUUCAGUCGUUAGUCCUAUUCGUCCUCGUUUCAGCACUCGUCCAUGGGCCGACUCAGAAUCCAACGAUACCUUCGUCCACUCUCGUCGGGAAUCCUUGUCUGCUGCUCGCCAACUUUCUCCCAUCUACACUCUUCCCUCGAUCAACCGUCCCAUUGAAACUCCUUUGACUUCACCUGCUUUCUCGGAAGCCUCCAAUGCUACAUCCGUCGAACCUCCUUCCAUGGUUUCUGAUCACAACUCUGUCUGCUCCUCUUCUCCUCGCACACUUCCGUCACCUCAACUUCUGCCCUUGCCUAUUGGUGUGCAAUAUGAUAUUCGUCGCUCCAGUGUUGCAUCAGUCCAAGUGGUCGACAACUCUCCUAGCUAUCCCGCUCGCUCUUUGGAGUCGCUCUCUGACAUUGCCUCCAAACGGCGGUGGAUGGAGCACCAGCCUAUGCUGGCUUCGUGGCAUCAACCUACAGAGCAAUUGCCAAAGCCUUACUCCAGGCCUGAGGCUCCUCGUGACACCCGCAUGGGUGUCAACAAUCUCUUGAACUGA
Molecule: messenger RNA, 933 nt
Organism: Penicillium angulare
Lineage: Eukaryota; Fungi; Ascomycota; Eurotiomycetes; Eurotiales; Aspergillaceae
Gene: flbD
Product: putative MYB family conidiophore development protein FlbD
Exons: 1
Coding region: 1-933 (310 amino acids)
Biological process (GO): positive regulation of transcription by RNA polymerase II; mitotic cell cycle
Cellular component (GO): nucleus
Molecular function (GO): RNA polymerase II cis-regulatory region sequence-specific DNA binding; DNA-binding transcription factor activity, RNA polymerase II-specific
Source: RefSeq, a predicted model, not a curated record